This is a messenger RNA of Salvelinus fontinalis (brook trout), 3631 nucleotides long. RefSeq names its product 5-beta-cholestane-3-alpha,7-alpha-diol 12-alpha-hydroxylase-like. The transcript has a single exon. Lineage: Eukaryota; Metazoa; Chordata; Actinopteri; Salmoniformes; Salmonidae. Gene Ontology annotation, molecular function: sterol 12-alpha-hydroxylase activity; heme binding; iron ion binding. The record is from RefSeq and is a predicted model, not a curated record. The coding region runs from base 41 to 1570 and encodes 509 amino acids.
GGGCGCAGAUGUGCUCUGAAAGAACGAAGAGGAAAGGAAAAUGGGCUUUCUGCUGCCGAUCCUUCUGGCUCUGUUAGCCUCUGUCUUGGGGGGACUCUACCUCCUGGGAGCCUUCAGGUGGUGUCGACCAGGGGAACCCCCCCUGGACCGGGGCCCCAUCCCCUGGCUGGGCCAUGUCCUUGAGUUCCGCAGGGACACAGCAAAGUUCCUGGAGAGGAUGAAGAGGAAGCAUGGGGAUAUUUUCACCGUGCAGCUGGGAGGAUUUUACUUCACAUUCCUUAUGGACCCUCGGUCCUUCGGGACGAUUGUGAAGGAGGCCCGCACCAAACUGGACUUCAGCAAGUUUGCACAAAAGCUGGUUCAGAAAGUGUUUGGUUACCACUCCGACCACAGGUUUCCUCAGAUGUCCAGCAACAAGCACCUGAUGGGGGACGGUUUAGUGGUCAUGACACAGGCUAUGAUGAGCCACCUACAGAAUCUGAUGCUGCACAAUGUAGGGACAGAGGAUAAUAACCAUAUGACCUGGAAUGAGGACGGUCUGUUCAAGUACAGCUACAACAUUGUCUUCAGGGCAGGUUACCUGGCUCUGUUCGGUAAUGAGACACCAAAACCCACAGAGAGCAUAGAGAAAGCCAGAGAGGUCGACAGAGUGGAGUCCCAGGAGCUCUUCCUUGAGUUCCGUAAGUAUGACCAGCUCUUCCCCAAUCUGGCCUAUGGGGUCCUGCCUCCAUGGGAGAAGAGAGAGGCGGAGAGGCUGAAGAGGCUGUUCUGGAACAUGCUGUCAGUGCAGAAGGUGAAGACCAAGGAGAACAUCAGUGUCUGGGUGCGCGAGCAGCAGCAGGAUAGGGAGGAGCACGGUAUGGAAGACUUCAUGCAGGACAGGUACAUGUUUCUUCUCCUUUGGGCCUCACAGGGCAACACAGGCCCUGCUGCCUUCUGGCUGCUCCUCUACCUCAUGAAGCACCCAGACGCAAUGGGGGCCGUGAAGAAAGAGGUGGAGGAGGUGCUGAAGGAGACAGGCCAGGAGGGGAAGCACGAAGGUCCCUUUAUCGAUCUAACCCGGGACAUGCUGCAAAAGACGCCAAUCCUGGACAGCGCCGUGGAGGAGACCCUCCGCCUCACCACCGCCCCCGUCCUCACCAGGGCCGUGCUCCAGGACAUGUCCCUCAAGAUGGCCGACGGAAGCGAGUACCGCAUCAGAGAAGGAGACAGAGUAGCCCUGUUUCCUUACACUGCCGUCCAGAUGGACCCGGAGGUCCACCCGGACCCACUCACCUACAAGUAUGACCGCUUCCUGACUGCAGAUGGGGGUAAAAAGACUGACUUUUACAAAGGUGGGAAAAAAAUUAAAUACUACAACAUGCCGUGGGGUGCUGGGAUCACUAUGUGCCCAGGACGCUUCUUUGCCACCAACGAGUUGAAGCAGUUUGUCUUCCUCAUGCUCACAUACUUUGAUUUUGAGCUCAAGAACCCAGAUGAAAAGAUACCUGAUAUUGACACCAAGCGCUGGGGCUUUGGGUCCAUGCAUCCAACCAGAGACAUCCAGUUUAGAUACAGACUUAGGUUUUAAAACUGAGUGACUGACAAACCAGCCUUUGAGAGUAAACUUCCAUCUCACGAGCUGUUAAUCUAAUUUUGAUUAUUAUAAACUAUCUUGUGCCUAAACAAAAAUUUGUCUAGAGUACAUAGUACAGCAACAAGUGGUACAGUAUUAAAAUAACUGCAUAUAAUUGUUUUGUUUAUUCAGAGAGGAAAAAUGAUCUUCUUUUUCUGUCUUUGAAAAUGUCUGGAAUGUUUAUGCUUAGACUCAGCUGGAAAUAUUACAUUUUGAAUUUGAAAUCAGGUACUAUAUAAUAUUUUUGAGUGAUGAGUCAUGAGGAAAUGGUUUGCAGAUAGUAUUAGAAACAUGUAGGAGACGUGUAGGAGACGUAUUCUACAAGAAACAAUAUCACUCCCUACAAACACAAUCCUUGGUAGCUUUUCUGAAUUCACAGAUAAAUUGGUCCGCAUGGAAAAUUUCAGGCAUUGAAACCGUAAAUGACUUGAUAAUUGGAAAUACAUUUAUUUCCAUGACUACAUUAAAAAGCAAUUUUAGAUUGACCAAGUUAGAUAUUUUCAAAUACAUCACAAAAUGUAUAUUUCAAAUAUUUUGGGCAUCAGAGUAAUCUUGAGGGAAUCCUAUUUGAGUCAGAAAAGGAUAUUCAUAUUAUAGGUAAGCUAUAUAAAACCUUGCAGAGAGCCUAUCCAACUGACAAUCUCUGAGAAAAAAAUCUAAACUAUUGGAUCCAAGACUUAAAAGGAACUGAUAUUGGCACAAGAUGGAGGGAAUGUUGGAACAUAGCUAAUGAAAUUACAGUUAAUGAAAAUGUACGCUUUAUUCAGUAUAAACUAAAGUAUAGAAUGCAUUAUACAGGAGACAAAAUUCACGAAUUCUACAGCACAAUGGCAGAAUCAUGUCUUAAUUAUAAAACUAACAAUGACUCAAUGAUCCAUGCUUUCUGGGAAUGUUAUAACGUCCAAAAGUUAUAGGAAGUAUUACAAUGUACAUUUACUUUAAAUCUGUCUGUCCGCGUAUUUAAAGACAUGGCAUAUGAGAGUGCAGUGAGAUACCCAGUGAUGUAAAGUACUUAAAUACAAAUAUUCUAAAGUACUACUGACAACCAAAAGUACUUGUUACAUUUUGAAUGCUUAGCAGGACAGGAAAAUAGUCCAAUUCACACACAUGAAAAUGGUCCAACAUCCCUGGUCCUUCCUAUUGCCUCUGAUCGGGCACAUUCACUAAACACACAUGCUUCAUGUGUGAUGUCUGAGUGUUGGAGUGUUCUCCUGGCUAUCUGUGAAUAAAAAAACAAGAAAAUGGUGCCAUCUGGUUGGCUUAAUAUAAGGAAUUUGAAAUACAGUAUUUUAUAUUUUUACUUUUGAUACUUAAGUAUAUUUGAGCAAUUACAUUUACUUUUGAUACUUAAGUAUAUUUAAAACAAAAUACUUUUAGACUUUUACUCAAGCAGUAUUUGUUCCUGGGUAACUUUCACUUUUACUUGAGUCAUUUUCUAUUAAGGUAUCUUUACUUUUACUGAAGUGUGACAAUUGGGUACUUUUUCCACCCCUAGAGAUACCCAAUGCAUUGGACAAUACUUUUCUUGUCAAUCUUCUUGAAAAAAUAUAUACUUAACUGGAAAUCAACCAACCUUCCAUCCUUAACACAAUGGAAAUGUCAAAUGCUUUCUUAUCUAAAUGUUGAAAGUGUGUGGGCAAUGGAGAGAAACAAAAUGGUGCAGUUGGAGGCCAUGUUGCCGGAGAGUGAUGCUGGGGGGUGAGCUUGUGUGUCAGGGCAGGUGUGAUGCGGUUGAUAAAAUCUUACAACAACAAAAAAAGAAACACACAGAUGUUCAAAACCAAUUCCAUGUAGGAGAUGAAUUUACAUGUAUUUAAAGCUACUGUGUGUACUGUAUUCUUGCUUUUAUGAUCUUUUUAGUCUGGUUCACUCAUAUUUUGACCCUCAAGGACAGCCUAUGAUUGUGCCAAAAAUGUGUACUAUAAUAAUCAUUGCUGUUUUUAUAACAUUGUAAUGUCAAGCAUUGAAUCUUUGUGUUUUUCCUCCUGUCAAAUGUAAUAAAAUUUCCUUAUAAAG